This is a messenger RNA of Nanorana parkeri, 1005 nucleotides long. Its product is annotated as receptor-transporting protein 2-like. The transcript is spliced from 6 exons. Gene Ontology annotation, molecular function: olfactory receptor binding. The record is from RefSeq and is a predicted model, not a curated record. The coding region runs from base 1 to 1005 and encodes 334 amino acids. Gene Ontology annotation, biological process: protein insertion into membrane; protein targeting to membrane; detection of chemical stimulus involved in sensory perception of bitter taste. NCBI's taxonomy places the organism in Eukaryota, Metazoa, Chordata, Amphibia, Anura, Dicroglossidae.
AUGGACGAGCACAUUUGGAGAGAAACAUUUCAAAGUGAAAUGCAGUAUAAAGGAAUCCAUGAUCGGUGGGACUUCUCUGUGGAUGAACAUUUCCAGGCACAGAAGGGUUGGCUUCAAUAUUCAUUGUGCGGCUUUGCCAGGAAGAAAACAAGAGAAAUUAUACUGAACAUAGUGAAAAUGAGUGUGUCAGCGUGGAAAGAAGAAUUUUUUAAUAAGAUCAAAGAAUCAGAAAUCACAGAUGAAUGGAAACUCAUAGUUGAUGAAAAUCUUCUAAAGGGGGAUAGAGGAUUGUAUUAUACACAGCACACAUUUGGCGGAUUUAAUUGCUCAAAGUGUAGACACCACUGGAAAUCAUCAAAAGUGUACAUAUUAUUCCUGAUGAACCUAAAUAACACCUCAAAACGUGGAACUGUAAAAAUGAGGAUUUUCAGGCAGGAAUGCAAAACCUGCUCUGAUGAUCUAUUUGAAAACGCCACAAUUACACAUGAAAAUAUUCAAAGAGUUGUCAAGAAUGUGGUCACAAAAAUCCAAACAAAAUUUUACAAGCAGUAUGAUCCAAAUGAGGAUUUGAAGCCAGUAUCCUCAGGCAGGUCGGAAGGUCCACAUGAUAAAGAGCAUUGUGAAGCCUGCAAAUACAAUUUAUGUGACUGGCAGGUGCAACCUGGUGAAAAUCAAGAGGAUUUGGCACUCCGAGGACUUUUUUCAGCUAAUGCUUUAGCUAAUGUGUGCCUUACUCUCUAUGUUACUCUCUAUGUUACAUUCAGCAGCCCCAUCAACUUGUCACUACAGCACCCACUGAGAGACUACAGGGGAUUUACCGGUUACGUGUACGAUGGGAUAUCUGCUAUCGCAUGGGAAAGAGUCUUUCACAGACUGCUAGAGGCCACCACGGGCGUGGCUACCAAUUGGAAUGAACAGAGCUGUGGCGCACAUGCACAGAAUGAAGGGGAGCUGACAAGUACUAUGUCAGUGGAAGUCAACAACUGCAGAAAUCACAUUGACUGA